AUGUCAGCCAACCCCAACAUGCAGAGUGAUAGAAACCUUAAAUGUCAUAUUUCAGUGAUUGAAGCUCAUGCACCAAACAGCAGGCGAGAAGAGGUGGUGUUCAGCUCUUCAGGUCCUCACACUCUGUAUAACAACACGGUGGAGUACCAGAGAGGAGCAGACAGACAGACGCUCCGCUGCUACGGACCACUGUCUGCAGACUUCACAAUAAAGGUGAAGUACGCUGGCCUUAAAGACACAGUGAUGCAGUUCAUGUUUUACCAGCCUAUUCGCUACCAGUGGAGGGAAACUGACUUCUUCCCCUGCUCUGUCACCUGCGGAGGGG
Messenger RNA from Sinocyclocheilus grahami, 325 nucleotides. Its product is annotated as ADAMTS-like protein 3. The transcript is spliced from 3 exons. The annotation marks the transcript as partial. Lineage: Eukaryota; Metazoa; Chordata; Actinopteri; Cypriniformes; Cyprinidae. The record is from RefSeq and is a predicted model, not a curated record.